This is a messenger RNA of Nylanderia fulva, 1926 nucleotides long. Lineage: Eukaryota; Metazoa; Arthropoda; Insecta; Hymenoptera; Formicidae. The record is from RefSeq and is a predicted model, not a curated record.
CUUCGUAGAUAUAGUAAUUUUUUAUUAAUGUAAUUAGGUAUCGUUCUCGAUUAGAGACGAUGAACGAAAGAAGAUCGUCUUGAGAAUUGCAAAAUCGCAUAGUCCAAUUGAAGUGUUAAGAACAUUUUUCGGAAAAAAUUUAUCAUUAAAUAAUUUAUGGCUAAUACAAUACAGAUCGGAAUUAAAUAGCGCGAAUUAUCAAGGUUACAUAGGAUUAUCUGAUAGAAACAUGACACAAUGGAUAUUUUUAAAUCACAAACCAAUCCAUUGUUCUCUCAUCUUGAAGCUAAUUAAAAUUGCCUUCGAAGAAAGGUGCGGCUUAUCUUCUAACUGGGGAUUCAAUAUGCAAGAUUUACGCAACAAAGAUAUGUUUAUCAUACUCUUUUUUAAUUGUCGCCGACAGAAUUUGCAUUUGUUAAUGAAAAUGGAAAAAGACACGUUAUAUUUUACGAUAUGCAGAAGAUAUUAAACGACAUUAACAAUUGUGUCUUUAAAUGUCUCACAGAAGAAACUAAAAUCUGUGCUGCUGCUAUCUCUAAUUUACACGUAACACAGCCAUCGAAACAUUUAAAAUUCGAAGAAUCCAUUUUCAACAAGAUGAAUGGAUAUAAUAAAAAUUUGAAAGGAAAUAAAGUUAUUACGAUUGGUCUUAAAAGAAAAAAGAUUACAUCAACAAUUGCAACUAAUAAUAAACGGCCGAAUAAAGAAAAUGAUAAUAUGAAAAUCACUGAUUGUGCAGCAGAAGGAAACAUAAAUAAUCAAAUAGAUAUUGCUUCUACAAAUUUGUGCGAAGGUAAAAUUACAAAGAAAAUACACAAUAAUGUUAAUAGAACGCCAGCAAGUUUCAUUAAUUUUGCGGCAACAAAUGAUUGCAUCGAAUCUCGUAAAACUUGCAAUUAUCAUGAUAAUGACAAUGAUUCUGAAAACAUGAUUUCUCCUCUUUCCGAAUGGUCCAACUGGAGUUAUUACACAAAUAAUAGACAACGCGAUUCUGCGAGAAAUAUAUCCGAUAAAAUUUUUCAAAAGGAUAUACAUUUUCCACGAUUUCUUAAUUACAUUGAUCAAUUUGAUUUUCUACCACGAAAAUUGCACGGUCUUUUACGCCAUCGUCAUGUUAAAUUAACAAAUGUGAAAAGCUUUGACAGUCCUAAUAAUACGAUUUUGCCUGCAGAGAACUGGCAGCACCAGCAAAUAGCGGUGCAUCCUUGUAAUUUGAAACGAAAACUAUGUGAAUUUAGAUUGUCACGUGUCUCAUUAAAGCGCAUAAAGAUCAUUAAUCAAGUUAAUGACGAAUUUAUCGCUGCGUGGAUGAUGUACGAUGAAAUGAAAAUUCUAUUAAUGAUGGAUCAACACGCCGUCCACGAAAGAAUACGUUACGAAAAUUUACUUCUUAAAUACAAAAUAGAGAACGAGGAUGAAUUGCUCUCCAUUAAUUUGCGUGAUCCUCUGGUCGUGGAAUUUUCUACAAAGACACGCAAUUUGCUUUUAUGCCAUAAAAUGUUACUGAAAAAAUACGGAAUAAAUUUAGGAUCGUUAAAGGAAAAUACAAAAUUACUAAUACGCACGAUACCGCAGUGUUUGAUUACGAAUAAUGAUCAUCGCAAUAGCGAAAAAAUAUUGCCGAAAAUUUAUAGUUUAUUAAAUGACAUAUUAAAAAAUCAUAGCACAAGUCGUCCAAAUACAUUGCCAUUAACUAUUCAUAAUGCUAUAGCAUCGGAAGCUUGUCAUGGUGCCAUAAAAUUUGGUGAUAAACUAACUCUGGAACAGUGUAAGGAUCUUAUAAAAUUGCUGAAAUUUACAAAGUUUCCUAAUCGAUGCGCACAUGGACGACCAACUAUAAUACCUGUGAUGGAACUUUCGGAAUUAGAAAAAAGGGGCGUCAGGAUGUCCGAGAAUUUUAAUUCGUACAUAGAUAAAAACAUGUGA